AUUUUCCACAUAACCACAUUGACUAGUUUAGGUUCUCCUUUCCAAACAGUUUAUACUCCACAUUCAACUAAUUCAGUAACUUCAACUGCUGCAAUUUAAGUAUUCUCAUAAACACUCCCAGCAGUGACGGAAAGUAUACAACAGUUCCCUCAAACAAGAAACAAAUCAUCAUCAUCAUCAUCAUCAAUUCAUCAUUAACGAUAGAAAAUUAGAAAUGCUGCAAUGCCUCUCCUUCAACACGUUGACUCCUUCCUCACGCAACCUCACUCCACAUUCACAAGCAAACUCAACCCAAGAACAAACCCCAUCUCCAUCAUCAAGCCCAAACGUCUCGCGCGAAUUCGAUCGCGCCAUUCAAGGUCCUUCCUACAAUGAAAUCCGCGCCAUGAUCCAAACCCCUCAACCGCACCUCAUCGAAAUUCAACAACAAAACGAAGAUAACUCCCAAGAACAAGACGAAGAUUCGCACCAUCGUGAUAUUCUCACCCAAGUUCUUCAACCCGACUCCAACAGCGUCCGUGAAACCCUCGCUAACGCUAAACCCGAAAGCGCCCUUACCCACCUCGUUUCUUCCUACUUCGAUCAAAGUGAAACAACCUCCCACCUUUGCCUCACCCUCGUCCGUACCAUCCACCGUGCAAAAGAAAUGUAUAACCCUCUCUCCGAACUUCUUUCCGUUCUCCCUUCAGAUAGCUCCUCCCUCUCUCAACCGCAAUGCGACACUGCUUAUGAUCUCUUCUUCCAAUUCAACCUUCACGAAAACCCCUUCGUUUUCCCUUAUUUUCGCACUCUCCGCGACAGCUUCUCUGAUCUUAAACACCAAAUUCAACUCGACCGGAGGAAAUGUCGUCACAGAAUCCGUCUCUUCCGUAACGCCACAGUUGGAUGCGCUAUCUGUGGCCUCGCUACUGUAUCGAUAGCCGUAGUUACUGCUGUGGUUGUUGCUACACAUGCUUCUAUUGGAUUUGCGGCAAUGGCGCCGUUUUGUAUUCCUUUUCAGAAGAGAAGAAAGAGGAAGGCGUUGGCUAGGUUGAAGCAGUUGGAUGCUGCGGAGAGUGGAACGUUUGUUGUGAAUCAUGUGAACACCAUUGAUAGUCUUGUGGAUCGUCUUCAAACUGCGGUGGAAGGCGAUAAGGCUUACGUGCGGUUUGCGUUGGAUAGGGGAAGAGAUAGGCAUCCUAUACAGGAAGUGAUCAAGCAGCUUCGUAAGACACAGCCGAUUUUUGAACAGUUGCUUAAAGAUCUUGAACAACAUAUAUAUCUAUGUUUUUAUACGGUUAACAAAGCUAGAUAUGCACUCCUCAAAGAGAUAUCACAUCAUCAAACUGGGGUAGUAAGUUAGUUUUCCAAUGUAAGUUUCAGGUAUGAUUUUGAGAUUUUCUAUAGUUGACUCACAAUAGGUCUUACUAUUUUCUAGACCCUGUUAAGAUGAUAUUCGUCUAAGGGUUUCAUUGGAUAAUCACUGUUGAUUUGUGAUGCAUGCUAUUUGCUUAAGCUUGCACCUCUCAUCAACAAUUGUAAUUAUAUCAUAGGCUUCAUUUAUAAUUUGUAACAAUGUAUGAGAUGAUAUGUAUAAAUUGACAUGCUUUGAUGAUAUAAAGAAACAUUUAAGGUAUUCACCAUUUGAUUAAUUCAUGUUUGAAAUUGAAGUACCUGCUAAUAACCAUCAAGUCUUAUAUCUUGCAUUUUAUUGUAUAGGGGUCAAUAUUUUAGUAUGAUAGUGUGGCUGUGCUAUCUGGGAUAGUAUGUAAUCAUAGUUAUGUAUCAUGAAUUCUUGAUGCAUUGAAUUGUGUUAUGUUAAAUUGCACUUUUAUCAUUUAAUGGAUCUGUCUGGAAUGGUAAGGACGGAGUUUGUUUGGGAUUUAUAACUUUUCCGAGUAGUGUUUGGUAUAUACGGAGUCUGUUUUUCUGUUUCUUUAAUUCCAUCUUCUCAUUGUUUAUUCUUCUUUGCUGUUCUGUUUUAUUGUUGUUAAUGCAUUUUUUUAGCAACAGUAUAAUAACUUGGCAAUGGUAGAAAGAAUGAUCAUGGGAGCAAGGAAAUGUUUCAUUUUUUGCUUACUUCAUUUUUAUGUUCUAUUGCUGUUCUAACGUCUCUGGCAAGAGGAAGAAAAGCUCCACACUUGCUACCUAUUUGAAUCCCCCAUUCCUGAGAAAAUGAAAUUUCAGAAGAAAAAAAUAGAAUGCUUCCCAGCUCUUAAACUAUGCCCUUGUACCUAGGUUUUUGACAGGUUUGGAUACUAUUGGGUUUAAUUUUGUGAAAGUGAACCUGUGCUAGUAAAACUGUUAUUUACUUGUCUCUAUCGCUCGGGUACCCAACACUUGCUUCAAUCGGCUCGCAACCCCAAUUUCUGAUUUUGAUUUUGCAGGUUUCAUUAGGGUAAUCUUCCUCCUUACGAAAUGACCGUUCUCACCAAAUCCGCAUAACCUUCGAGAUUUUUUUUUUGUUGUGUUUUACCAAGUUUUAUUAGUUUAGUUUUAGGCAUCAUUGUGAUGUUUUACCAAAUUUUAGGCAUCUGAAUCCAUGUUGGAAGGUGGGGAAAGGAAAGUUUCUCCCAUAUUUAGGAUGGGAGCUGUGAUGUUUCACUUCUUUUGGAAGGAUGAGAUUUUCAUGGUGCAAAUGGUUUGUGAGUGAGUAGCGUGGGACUGUUCAGAGUGGUUGGCUGGUGAUGGGGCACAUGAACUAACUGCACCAAAAAUCAUAUAGUAAAUUCUUUUUUCACCCCCUCAAUUCCCUCAAAUUUUUAAAAAUAUUUUUCAAACAUUUAAAUUUGAAACAUGUUUUUUAAUAUAACUCACGAACCCAAUCUCUUCCCCUACACUUUUUGUCCUACUAGUUUAGAGUCUCACAUUACAAGAAAAUGUAAUUUACGUUCUUGACUUUUUCAUUUGCCAUAUUUUUUUUUUCUUACUUUAUUAACAAGUUUUACAUAGGAAGUAUUUUUUUUACAUAAUUUUUUCUAUGUGAAUUGAGUUUCAGAAUUCACUAGGAUCAAGACAAAUCUCAAGAUUCAAAUAACAUUUACGGA
Vicia villosa (hairy vetch) is the source of this 3026-nucleotide messenger RNA. Its product is annotated as UPF0496 protein At3g19330. The transcript has 2 exons. The record is from RefSeq and is a predicted model, not a curated record. Lineage: Eukaryota; Viridiplantae; Streptophyta; Magnoliopsida; Fabales; Fabaceae. The coding region runs from base 215 to 1342 and encodes 375 amino acids.